Drosophila nasuta is the source of this 2032-nucleotide messenger RNA. RefSeq names its product leucine-rich repeat-containing protein 15. The record is from RefSeq and is a predicted model, not a curated record. The transcript has 2 exons. Gene Ontology annotation, molecular function: protein binding. NCBI's taxonomy places the organism in Eukaryota, Metazoa, Arthropoda, Insecta, Diptera, Drosophilidae. The coding region runs from base 16 to 1626 and encodes 536 amino acids.
UCAGUUGAAUUCGCAAUGCAGUCGCGACAAGUUCUAGUUCUAGUUUUAGUUGCUCUCACAAUUUAUGAUGUACGCACAAAAGAUGUUCAGGAAUGUGAAGAGUUAUCCCAUAAGAACUUUGUUUGCUAUGAGAUCGAGAGCUUUGCGCAACUGCAGCAUUAUGUGCAAGAGGAUUGGCAAAGCGUGAAAAUUGUCAACGGACACAAGGCCAUCGAAAGUGAUGACCAAAUUCUGGACAAGAUGUCGAAGCUGCGUCAACUGGAUCUAUCGGAGGCAGGAGGAGUGUCGUUGGGCGAACGUGGCUUGAGAGAUUUAAUAGCACUGCAACAGCUCAACUUAUCACACAAUGAAUUGGAUGAGCUGCACGCUAAGCACUUUGCUGACAAUGCGUCUUUGGUCAGCUUGGAUGUCAGCCACAAUGACUUGCAGUUCAUUGGACGCACACUAAUGAAGCAGCUGUCAAAUCUCGUCUACGCCAAUUUCUCGAAUAAUGCAAUAGCCAGCGUUGAGGCGGAUGCCUUCAAGGGGCAACUGUACUUGCAGCACCUCGACCUCAGCACCAAUGAGCAGGAGAACAUAACCAUUGGCAGUAAUGCCAAUCUGCGUUAUUUAUCCAUCAGCAACAACAAUGUGCGAGAUUUCCCUUGGUGUCGUCUGCGUGGAUUGCCAAAGCUUGAAGAGCUGCAUUUGCACAGCAAUUGGCUGGAGACGCUGGACAUGGCCAUCUUCUAUUCCCUGCCUCGACUUCGAGUGCUCAACGUGCCGAACAACAACAUCUACAUAAUACAACGGAACCUAUUCGUAGGUCCAUCGCCUGAUGGUUCACCUCUUUUACAAGUGCUCGACUACAGUGCAAAUAAUGUGAAAGUAUUGGAGGAAGAACUCUUCAACAGGUUGCAAUGUCUGGAGUCACUUGAUCUGCACUACAAUCAAAUAUCAAAGAUCUCUGCAACGGCUUUUAGAGGUUUGACCAAAUUGAAAUCGCUGCACUUGCAGGACAACAGUAUUCGACAGCUGCCCGAUGGAGUUUUUGGCAAUUUGACUUCGCUGCAGUUGCUCGACGUGAGCAAGAACAACAUCAAACAAGUGUCGGCGAAUGUGUUUGGCGACCGAGUGUUGCGGCAACUAAGUCAGCUUGACUUUAGCCACAACAACAUCGAGGAACUGCAUCCGUUGGCCUUCUCCUCGCUGCCGUACUUGCAACAGCUGCGUUUGGGGCGCAACAAGUUGAUUUCUCUAGACAUUCGCAUGUUUGCCCCACUGCGUCGCCUGCAGCUGUUGUCGCUGAGUGAGAAUCGCCUGACGGAUAUCGAGCGGGAUGUGCUCGACACGCUGGACAAAUUAAGCGAGCUGGAUAUCAACAACAAUCAGCUAACCUUUCUGCCUGCCACCUUGGAGUUGCCGCAGCUGCGACGCAUCCGCAUCGAGGGCAAUCCCUGGCAGUGCCUCUGCCUCGAUGAGCUUACAGCCUGGCUGCAUGGUCGUGGCGUGAGCUAUGCGAGUGCCAACAGCGCCUACUACAGUGGCCGGAAAGCACUCUGCGUUGUCACGCCCCUUGGACAAUGCAUCAGGGACUUGGAGGCGGUGCGCGCGCACCGCAUUGUUGAGAGCUAUGAGGAGAUUUGAGGUGGCUGGCGAUGGAGCCAUAAAUCAAUAGCACUAAAUGCUAGUGGAGACUCAGGAGGUUGGAGUGUUGUGGCCUUCGUAAAUCACAGACAAAUGAAUGACCAUCAGGCGCAAAAGUUUUGCUGGCCAAAGUAUUUGGCCAACUGUCGUAAAACAAUAAAACAGAAAGAAGCCACACAACAAACCGGAAGUGAGGGGAGAGUGGAAAGUAGGGGGAGAGGGAAAGCAAUGGCACAGAUUUUCAAAUACUUAACACCACUUAGGCGAACAGUUGGACAAAUGACAAUGACACAGAGAGGAAUGGAGUGGAAUGAAAUGCUUCACACGACAUUCUCGAUUGUCGAGCGUAAUUUAACGUAAGAAUUUUUAUUAAAAUUGUGCGAUUUGUUUUGAGGCAGUUUGAGGC